AUGGCUCCGUCGAUCUCACCGCAAGAUGGAUUCGAAGAUCGGAGCGAGCUAGGGCUUGCCCGACUCCUCCAUCGUCAGUUCAAGCUGUACAGCGGCGCAGUGGCAAUUGAAGGUGGUGGCUAUGCGCUCACCUAUUCGGGGUUGAACACCAAGGCUCUCAACCUCGUUCGAGAAAUACACCGUCACCAGAUUCGAUCCGAGGAACCAAUCGGUAUUCUCGCCCCUCGAAGUAUCAACCACGUUCUUGCGCAGGUAGCCGUGGUGUAUGCCGGCGGCACCUGUGUACCGCUGGAUCCUGGCCAUCCGGACCAGCAUCUGGAGAAUUUGCUGCGCAAUGUCGACGCUUCGCUGGUCCUGACUGAUCAGGAUCAUUGCCACCGGCUGCCCACCUUUCAGCAUAUCGUUGUGGACCACAAGUCCGAUGCAGAUGGGCCCGUGAAUCCCAUGGACGUGGCGUCGAACGGACCAAUGUCUUGCUCGCACUUGAUGCACACGUCUGGAACAACUGGGAAGCCAAAGGCGGUCCAAGUGUUGGCUGGAGGGUUGAUAAACCUGGCUUUCAACUCAUGGGCUCCAGUACGCAAAGGUCAUCGAUUCGCCCAUGUCACCCAUAUCGGGUUCGACGUGUCGUUGUACGAGAUAUGGGUCGCACUGCUGCGUGGAGCCACCAUGGUUGUUUAUCCCCAGGACGUCGUGCUGGAUCCAGUUGUCUUUGCACAACGCCUCCUGCAAGACAAGAUUGAUGUGGUGUUUCAGACGCCGGCGCUGUUGGCAUUAACGGCACAGACAUGUCCCCAGGCCUUCUCAACCGUGGAAGCCCUUCUGACCGGAGGCGAACCGAUCAAUGUGCCCACGAUCCGGACGAUCUUCGCGAACGGCCCGCCGAAACAACUGUUCAAUGCCUACGGUCCGACGGAAUGCUCUGUGUUUACCGCCACUCAUCGGGUUUCGGCAGAAGAUGUGGAAAAGGGCCAUAUCCCUCUCGGAAAGCCUCUCGAAAACUAUGAAGUCUUCGUGGUGGAUGAAGAUCUGCAACCGGUCAAGCAAGGAGAAGUAGGAGAACUAUUAGUUGGCGGUGUGGGCGUGGCAGCUGGAUACUACGGCGACCCUGAGAAGACAUCCAAGGCUUUCGUCCGCGCACCACAUCUGCCACUCAAGUCCAACAAGGGACCGGGACACCUCUACCGGACUGGAGACCUGGUUCGAAUCAACGAAUCCGGUCUGUUGGACUAUCUGGGUCGACGUGACCAUCAGGUCAAGAUCCGCGGCCAGAGAAUUGAGCUCGAAGAGGUGGAGCACGUCCUCUGGGAUACAAAACUCGUAUCUGUCGCUGUGGCGAUGAAAGUGCAGACCGAUGAGUCUGACGCCGGGUCCUCGAUCUUACUUGCCUAUGUCGUUCCUCUCUCCACAGAUGUUAAUGCUGCUUCGAUCACGCAAGCAUAUACCAAGCUGGCGCCACACAUCAUGGUGCCCCGCAUCGAGUUGAUGGACGAGCUUCCGAUCAACAGCAGCGGCAAGUUUGACAGAAAGAAACUGGCUGCCCAGUACCUUGAGCGGAUCACACGGGCGAAAAGCUUGAAAGGGUCUUUGGAUGCCGCAAUGGAAGACAACACCGAAAGCUACCUGCAGAAGAUCUGGCUGGAGAUCCUCGGUCUCCCCCUCGAAAAGCUGAAGCCGACUGACAACUUCUUUUCGAUUGGGGGUACCUCCUUGCAGGCGGCGAGCCUUGUCGCCAGAAUUCAGCGGUCGUUCGGGGUCGAAUUGCGUGCGGCAGCCUUGUACCAACAUCCGACGUUGGAUGAUUUGUCCAGGUUGAUUGAUACGCUCAAAAAAGGCGUUAAAUGGCGGGAAGGUACCCAGGACAAGGACGUCUUGCUCAGAGACUCGGAACUGGGCAAAGACUUGAAGCCCAUUGCCGGCCAGCUGCCUGACUGGCGGAGCCAAUUGGAGGGGCGAGUGUUCAUGACCGGGGCGACUGGCUUCGUCGGCGCAUUCCUUCUCGUGGAGCUGCUCGCCCUGCCUGAGACGAAGACGGUGGUGUGCUUGGUGCGUGCAAAGGAUGCGACCAUGGCACGCAUCCGGGUUAAAAGGACGCUGGAAAAAUACAGACUCCGUCUAGGCCCCGAAGAAGAGAAGAAGCUUUAUGUCCUGCCAGGCGAUUUCUCCCAGCCAGACUUGGGACUCGGUCAGGAGCAAUAUGAUUAUUUUGCGCAGUGGGCCAGUGUGGUUUUCCACCUGGGGGCGCAAGUCAACUACGUGCAGCCGUAUUCGACCCAUCGAUAUGCCAACGUGUUGGGAACGCUCCACAUCCUUCGUUUCGCGAACCACAAGCGACAAAAGGCGCUGCACUACUCAUCCAGCAUCGCAGCAUACGGUCCGACCGGAUUUGUGACCGGGGCGACCUAUCUCCCGGAGGAUGAGAAGCCAAUGGCACAUCUCGCUGCGCUCGCGUAUGACACGGGGUAUUCUCAGAGCCAGUAUGUCGCCGAAGUCGUGGUAUGGAAUGCCGUUGAGAACGGCCUGCCGGUUGCCAUCUACCGUCCCGGCUUUGUCGUGGGCCACAGCAAGACAGGAAUCGGCAACCCGGAUGACUUCGAUGGGCUGCUAUCCACUGCUCCCCAAACAGCGCAAGGAGUUUAUCCCGUCGACUUUGUCGUCUCUGCGAUGCUGCACAUUGCCUCGACGAAUGACAACCUGGGUCACGCGUACAACCUCGUUCAGCCGGAGGCCGGGGCAGCCAUCGAUCUCGAAACCACAUUCGAGAUUAUCAACGAGCUCUCUCCCACCACGCCCUUGCGAGGCCUGCCGUAUCCGGAGUGGGUGAAAUGUUUAUCGGAUGCGGUCGAGGAUCCUCUGCACCCGCUCGUGCCGAUGCUGCAGGAGAAGGUCCUCGGCGACCGGACUCGAUGGGAAGUCUACGAGAACAUGGCUUUCUAUGGCACAGAGAACUUGCGCCGUGCACUGGCGACUGCGCCGGAGCUUCUUCGGUGCGAGCCGAUGGCAGAGCUGUUCAAGAAAUAUCUCCCGCACUGGAGAGAAGCAAGUCAAUUCUAG
Messenger RNA from Rasamsonia emersonii CBS 393.64, 3054 nucleotides. Its product is annotated as Non-ribosomal peptide synthetase. The coding region runs from base 1 to 3054 and encodes 1017 amino acids. NCBI's taxonomy places the organism in Eukaryota, Fungi, Ascomycota, Eurotiomycetes, Eurotiales, Trichocomaceae. The transcript has 2 exons. The record is from RefSeq and is a predicted model, not a curated record. Gene Ontology annotation, molecular function: phosphopantetheine binding.